AUGGGAGAACUAUGCGAUCGAGUACACGCACGUUGAAUCUCGCGUGUUUACAUUCUUUAGGUUUGAAGUUCAGCCUGUGUUGGAGUUGGACUGAGUUGUUUAUCUGAAAUUGAAAAGUGGAUAUAAUGGGAUUUCAACGAAUCGGAAAGGACAUGUGAAGAGAAUGGCCAACAACCAGUCUCCAGCUCAAGCUGCAUCAUCCUUUGAGAAGGGUCGCAUCCAGGCCUUACAGGAAGAGCGUGUCAAGAUACAAAAGAAGACCUUUACUAAGUGGGUCAACUCAUACUUAGAAAAGGCAAACCUGCGUGUGAAGGAUCUCUUUGUGGACCUACAAGAUGGCAAAGUUCUCCUCAAGCUGCUGGAGAUCAUCUCCGGGGAGAAGCUGGGCCGACCGAAUAAGGGCGCCCUCAGGGUGCAGAAGAUGGAAAACGUUGGCAAAGCGCUUACAUUCCUCUCCACAAAAGUACGCUUGGAGAGCAUUGGGUCUGAGGAUAUUGUGGACGGCAACCCACGGCUGACGUUGGGUCUGAUGUGGACCAUCAUCCUUCGCUUUCAGAUUCAGGACAUACAAAUUGAGGACGAAGGCAGUACAGAGAAGCGUUCAGCCAAGGAGGCAUUAUUGCUGUGGUGCCAGAGAAAGACUGCAGGGUACUCUGGUGUCAACAUAAAAAAUUUCACUACUAGUUGGAGAACUGGACUAGCGUUUAAUGCAUUGAUUCAUGUCCACAGACCGGAGCUAGUGCCCUUUGAGAGUCUGAUUCGCAGGAGCAAUGAGGAGAACCUGAAUACAGCCUUCACCGUGGCUAAGCAACAGUUAGGCAUUUCUGAUCUCCUAGAUGCUGAAGAUGUGGAUGUCGAGAAACCCGAUGAGAAGUCCGUCAUGACCUAUGUGGCAUCUUACUACCACUACUUUGCAAAGAUGAAGACGGAGAAAACAGGAGGCAAGAGAAUAGCCAAGAUUGUGAGCCAGCUGAUGGAUGUCGACAAAAUGCAGAAGGACUAUGAACUGAUGGUGUCUCAACUCCUGGAAUGGAUCGAAGCCAAGAUCCAACAACUGGCCGAUCACAAGUUCCCUAACUCGCUAGACGGCAUACAGACACUCAUGCAGAAAUUCAAAGAAUACAGAACUGUGGAAAAGCCUCCCAAGUAUGCUGAGCGUGCCAACAUUGAGGUAGCCAUCUUCAACGUUCAGGCCCUGGUCCGGUCCUGCCACCUCCGCCCCUACACCCCUCCUGAGGGUAAACUCGUCAGUGAUGUGGAGAGGCGUUGGGGGAAGCUGGAGCAAGCUGAGCAUGACAGGGGGAUAGCGCUGAGAGAAGAACUGAUCAGACAGGAGAGGCUGGAACGAUUGGCUGAAAAGUUUGCUAGAAAGGCCCUGUUGCGGGAGUCUUGGUUGGCCGACAUGACCAGCGUCCUGAAGGAAAGCGUGAUUCCCAGCAACAACAUCUUUGCUGUGGAAGCUGCCACUAAGAGACAUGAGGCUAUCACUGCAGACGUAAUGGCCAGGAAAGACCGUUUUGAAGACCUCAAUCGCAUGGCCAAGGAGCUGAUCGCAGAGAACCACUACACCAGCCAGGGAGUCGGCCAGAAGGAACGCCAGAUAUCCCGGGACUGGCAGAAACUGAUUGACCUGCUGGCCAAGCGACAGCAGGUACUACACGGCUUCACUGACCUGAUGGGCAUGUUCAGGGAGAUUGAGAGCGUCACGGCAGAGAUGAAAGAAAUUGAGGUGGGUCUACAGUCCGGUGAUUGUGGCAAGCAUCUCUUGGGCGUAGAGGACCUCCUACAGCGCCACGCCCUGACGGAGACCCAGAUUAACUCCCAGGGCUAUCGGGUCAAUCAGGUCAACCAGAAGGCUGAUAUCUACCUGAGCCAAAACCACUCGGAGAGUGACACUAUCAAGAAGAGAGUGGCUCUACUCAAUGUUGGCUACGAUCACAUCACGAAGCUGAGCAUGAAGCGCAAGGCCCAGUUGGAGGAGUCGCUCAAGUUCUUUGAGUUCCUGCGAGACAGCGAAGAGGAGGAAUCCUGGCUGAUGGAGAAGCAACGCAUUGCCAAGUCCAUGGUGACAGGGAGAGACCUGAGGAGCGUCAUCAGCGCACAGCAGAAACACGCAGCAUUAGAGUUAGAGAUCACGGCCAGGCAGCAUACCAUCGAAGGGGUGAUGCAGACAGGGGAGGAGCUAGCCAGGGCGGGGCACCGCAGCAACAACAUCAUCCUGGCCCAGAUAGACGAGCUACAGGAGAAAUGGGGACGGCUAAAUGAGUACGCUGAGGCUCGGAGGUAUCGGCUGGAACAGGCUGCCCAGUCACACCAGUAUUACAUUGAUGCCAAUGAGGCAGAGUCUUGGAUGCGAGAAAAGAUGCCCCUAGCCUGCAGCGAUGACUACGGUAAGGAUCCGGAGUCAGCCAAGAUGCUCCUCCAGAAACACCUGACACUGAUGGAGAGCAUCAACGCUUACGAGGAUGACAUCCUGAAACUCAGCCAACAGUCCAAGGAGAUGGUGGAUGCUAAGUUGAACAACAAGUUUUCACUCGAAAUGUCACCAGAGACCGAUAACACCACAGAGCCUAUCCCAGCAGAAGGGGAGGAGUAUGUGACUGAAAUUGUUGAGGUUCCUUAUGAGGUUGAAGAAGAGGAGGUGGUCGAGAAAGAAGAAUUGAAGGAGGUGUUGGAAGAAAGGACAUAUCCCCAGGUCAAGGCAGCAUACACGUACUCGGGGCAAGGGCUCAAAGUUACCAAGGGAGAGGUCAUGAUCCUGGUGGAAAAAACCAAUGCGGAGUGGUGGAACAUUCGCAAAGCCUCGGGUCAGGAAGGCUUCGUCCCUGCCAAUUACGUCAAGGAGACCCAGCCCAAGGUUGUCAAGAAGAAAGUGCAGAAACGAGUCAGGGUACCAGAGACGGUGAAAGUCCGGAAGACCAAGACGCGACAGGAGAUGGUCAAGAGAAAGAGGAAGAUAUCGGCCGGGAAAGGAACGUCGUUGACGAGAAAGUCCAGCCUGAGGAGAACCAAUCAUUUUGACAAGGAGAACAUUGAGUUGAGACAGCAGGGCAUCGAUGGGACAUACAAGCGUCUCAAGAAAAUCGCCCUGGCGCGCAAACGCUAUCUUGAGGAUGCCAUCAAACUGUUCUCCUUUUAUCGAGAGUGCGAUGAGUUUCAGGCUUGGAUGAAGGAAAAGCCUAAAGCCUUCCCCUUUCAAACCAGUAUAAUGGAGAAAAUCCUCAAGAAGAAGGAGACCCUCUCAGAGCGGGUGGAGGCCUCCCGGCGUAAGUUUGAGAACCUCCUGACCGACCUUGCGGCCAAUCAGGGGCGGAUCGACCGCAUCAACAAGAUGGCGGACGAGUUUGUGCGGACUGGCCACAGCAAGCAGGCGGACGUACGCAACCGGCAGAAAGAGGUCAACGACCAGUGGGAAAGACUGAUGAAACUGAAGGAGGAAAAGGAGAAGAUGCUGGAGGGAGCAUCCAGCAUUGAACUGUACAACCAAUCAUGGGGCGAGGCCAAAGAGUGGAUCAUGGACAAGUUCAACGCCCUGUCGUCCUACGAUCCAGGCAAGGAUACCCAGUCAGUCCAGGAGUUACAGAGGAAGCAUGAAAUGCUGCAGAGGGAGUUGGCUCCUGUCGGUGAAAAGCUCCGCAAACUCGGUCUCUUGGCCAAGGCUGUGAAAGCCUCCUACCCCAAUGAAGGGGACCACAUUGACCAGCGACAGAAUGAGAUCAGGGACUUAUGGGAUACGCUGGAGGCUAAAGCGGCGGAGCGGAAGGCACAGCUGGAGCAGAGCCGUGAUAUCAGCAGGUUUCACAAUGACACCAAGGAACUGACUAUGUGGUGUAAUGAAGUUCGAGGGUUAUUACUGGAUACAGAGCUAGCCAGGGAUGUCAUGGGUUCUGAGAAUCUUCUGAAACAGCACCAGGACCUGCUGGAAGAUAUCAGGGGCCAUGAUGAUGUAUUCACCAAGCUGGAAGCACUCGGUAAGCAACUACUAAAAGCCCUGCCUGACUCCGUGACGAUUGCUCAAAAGACAAGGAAGCUAUCAGAAGCACAGUGUGAGAUCCAAGCAGGCUGGGACAAGCGAAACCAACGACUCAGAGACGCCUUGGAUCUAGCUCUGUUUAACAGGGAAGCAGACCAGAUCGAUGCGACAACCAGUGGCCAUGAAGCAUUCUUGGAGUUUGAAGAUUUGGGAGCCACAGUGGAGAUUGUGUACGGUCUGAUCAAGAGACAGGAUGACUUUGAGAACACACUGACUGUGCAGGACGAGAGAUUGCAAGGAUUGAAGGAAAUAGCUGCCAAACUGGUCAACAAUGAUCAUUAUGCCAAAACAAUCAUUUCGAAUCGUUGUGAGGAGGUGGUUGCUCGCAGGCAGAAGGUGAAAGAAAACAGCGCCCUCCGGAGGCAGAAACUGAUCCAGUCCAAGGAGUUCUUGGAGUUCUGCAGGGAUGCAGAUGAGUUGUCGGAGUGGAUUUACGAGAAGCAUGAGAUUGCUUGCGACGAGUCCUACCGUGAACUGACCAACCUGCCGGGCAAAGUCAAGAAACAUGAGGCAUUUGAAGCUGAGCUGACGGCCAAUAAAGACAGUCUGGACAAGCUGAAUGAGACUGGUCAGGAACUGAUCCAGAAAAAGAACUUCAAAGCCUCCGAUGUCCAGGCGACUCUCUCUGCGCUGAAUGACCGCUGGGCUGACCUGAAUGACCGCUCCUCAGACAAAGGGGUCAAGCUGCGGCAGGCCACGCAGCAGCAAGCUCUGAACCGAGCCCUGGAGGAUGCAGCGACAAGCAUCGCUGAGAUGGAGAUAGCACUGGCCUCUCAAGACCUGGGCCAGGAUCGGAGGAGUGUCAAAGGGUUGAUUAAGAAGCAUCAGUUACUUGAGAGUGACAUGGCAGUGCAAGCUGACAAGAUAACACACAUUGUAGAACAAGCUCACAUGCUGACAGAGGAGGACCACUUUGAUGCGGAGAGAAUCGCCAUAGAAACAGCAACAGUGACGGACAGGUUUGCUAAGCUUGGAGCACCGUCCGAGUGCCGUCGGUCCAUCCUGGCUGAUUCCCACAAGCUGCAGGUCUUCCUCCACGAUAUCAACAAUGAGAUGCAGUGGAUCAAGGAGCAUCUCCCUACAGCUAGCUCUACUGACUACGGCAAGACGUUCACCGCCUGCCAGAGCCACCUACAGAAACACAAGAAACUGAGGGCGGAGCUGACCGGCCAUCAGCCUGUCAUUGACAAGGUCAUCCAAGCAGGUCAAUCCCUGAUUGACGGCAGCCACUUUGCAGCGUCUACCGUCCAGGAGAAUUGUCAGGAGUUGUCACUUGCCUGGGGACAGCUGUUUGAUGCAGCUGAUGAGAGGGAGAAGAGACUGCACAUGGCAUUUGAGGCUCAACAGUAUUUUGCCGAAGCCAAUGAAGUAGAGAGUUGGAUUAGUGAGAAGAUGAGCUUAGUAACGAGCGUGGACUAUGGCAACAGUGAAGAUGCAACUCAGAAGCUGCUUGCAAGGAAUAAGGCCCUGAAAUUAGAUGUAGAUAACUACAACAGUGUCCUAAAAGAGCUAAUGGAUAAAGCUGAGGCAAUGAUUGCAAGCAGCAACCCACAGGCUGAGGAGCUAACGGCAAGACAGGAUAAACUCAAGAAAAGGUUGACGAGCCUCCAGAAUGCAGUGUCAGAGAGAACCACAGAGCUAGAGCGAGCCAAGCGCCUGCAUGAGUAUGUCCAUGAGAGUGACGAGUUAGGGGAAUGGAUUGAGGUGCAGUACCAGGCAGCAAGCUCUCAAGAAUUUGGAGAAGAUUUUGAGCAUCUGGAACGGUUGAAAAAUAAACAUGAGGAAUUUCAACGCAGAGUUGAUACUGGGAACGACAAAUUUAAGGCAUGCGAGGCACAGGCCCAGAGACUGAUCAGCGAGAAGCAUCCACUGGCUGACACUAUACAAGAGAAACAAGACAGUCUCAAGCAAGCUUUGGAGAUGCUUCAUGGUCAGAUCCAGGAGAGGAAUCAGAAGCUAGAGGCAGCGGGACAGAUCCACAAGUUCAACCGAGACUUUGAGGAUUCCAUGUCCAGGAUUCAGGAGAAAUACCAUUCCAUGCCUGAGGAUCUUGGCAAGGACAUCAACUCAGUCCAGUCCCUGAUCCGCAAGCACGAGACGUUUGAGAACGACCUGCUGGCCAUGGAGGGUCACCUGCAAAGCCUGGUCAAUGACGCCGCAAAACUGCAGGAGGAAUACCCUGGAGGAAAUGCAGAACAGAUUGUUGAACAGCAGCAAGUCAUUGUAGCUAAUUGGAACACACUGCAGGAGCAUGCCACACAGCGGCGGGAGUUACUCCAGGCAGCUAACGACUGGCAACGUCUACUGGCAACUUGUCGGGACUUGAUCAACUGGACCAACGAGAUGAUGACCGAGAUCCAGACAGAGGAACCGAUCCGUGACGUGGCUGGGGCGUCGGCAGCUCUCAGCCAACACACGCAGUGCCAUGCUGAGAUAGACGCUAGGGAGGAGAACUUCUCCUCGUUAGUGGAGGCAGGACAGAUGCUGAUCAAGCAGCAGCACUACGCUAGUGAGGAGAUUCAAGAGAAGCUUGAUUCAGCCAUGCAGGCGAGAGAGCAGUUGCACACCAGCUGGCAAGCCAAGAAGGAACGUCUGGAACAGAUCGCUGAGCAACAGGUGUUCCUGAGAGAUGCCAAACAAUUGGAAACACUCAGCAGCCAGCAAGAGACAUAUCUGGCUGGCCCAGGACUUGCCACAACGGUAGAGGAAGUUGAUGGACUCAUUAAGAAACACGACGACUUGGAUAAAUUGAUAGCCACGCAGGAAGAAAAGGGCACAGCUUUAGAGGAGUUUGCACACAAGUUGAUUGCCCAAGAACACUUUGAUGCACCAGCUAUCAGGAACAAAUUCAAUGAAGUGCUGCAGAGACGUGCCAAGGUGAAAGAAGUCAGUGAUCAGAAGAAGCAGGCCCUAACUACUGCUAAGAUGUACGCACAGUUCAAACGAGACUUAGCAGAGGCUGACUCUUGGAUUGAUGAGAAGCACAAGCUUCUUACAGAGGACUGUAAAUCCCUGCAGGAUAUGAGCAACCUGCAGGACAAGAUGAAGAAACUGCAGAAACAUCAGGCGUUUGAGGCUGAGAUUGUCGCCAACGAGAACCUCAUCGCUGAAGUCAAAAAGGCUGGUGACUCCCUCAUCUCAGAGCGGCACCCAGACUCCAGCAACAUCCAGCAUGACGUGGAGGAGUUGCUGGAGCACUGGGAGGCAUUACGCAAGGCGUCGGCGAGACGUAGCCAACAGCUGGACGAGGUCAAGGAUCUGUUGGAGUUCAAUCGUCAGGCUGAGAAGGUGGAGACCUGGAUUAAGGAAAAGGAGUUGAUGGUCCUUGCCAGUGACUGUGGGAGAGACUAUGAGCAUUGCUUUGAGCUGCAGAAGAAACUGGACGAUCUGGGAGCUGAUAUGUCAGUGGACGAGUCAGUUGUCAGGCAGAUCAACGUGGUCGGAGAGAAAUUAAUUAAACAGUCCCAGGCUGCAGGGGACAGCAACAUCAUCAAGGAGAGACGGGAUAGCAUCACCUUGACUUGGCAGCAAAUGCAGGAUGGUCUAGCUAACUACCGCAGCAAGCUAGCCGGGGCUUUGGAGGUGCACGCCUUCAACAGGGAUGUAGACGAGAUCAAAGAGAGAAUCAUUGAAAAGGCUAAUGCCAUGAGCAGUGAGGAACUAGGGAAGGAUCUACCUGGUGUGGAGAGCUUACAGAGACGACAUCAAGAUAUGAUCCAGGACUUGACAGCAAUCGAGAACAAACUCAAGGAUGUUGAUGCUGAAGGCCAGAAGCUGUUAGCCAGUCACCCGGACGACAUCAAGGAGAUCCAAACCAAGCAAUGCGAGGCCACUGAGAAUUGGGAAGCUCUCCGGGACCUGACCAAAGUCCGACAAGCUCGGCUGGACGACGCCUACAACCUGCAGAAGUUCAACAAAGACUUCAGGGAGAUGGAUAAUUGGGCCAAUGAUAUUGUGACUCGGAUGACGUCGGGGGAGUUGGCCAAGAGUGUCUCCGAAGCAGAGAACAUGUGUGAGCUUCACAAGGAGAGAAAGGUUGAGAUUGACGGCCGUGAUGGCAUGUUCCAGUAUCUGAGGGGCUUUGGCGAGAGGCUCAUUCAGCAGGACCACUAUGCCAAGGAAGACCUGCGAGCAUCGCUGAAGCGAUUACAGGAUACCAAGGAGCACGUCAACAGCGUCUGGAAGGAACGCAAAGAGCUGCUGGCACAGUGCCUGGAUCUGCAGGUGUUUGAGGACUAUGUUGAACAGGCUGAGGUGUGGCUGGCAUCAAAAGAAGCAAUUCUUCACAAUGAAGACAUUGGGGAUACACUGACCAGUGCUGAUACACUUGUAAAGAAACACGAGGGUUUUGAGAAGACUUUGCAGACCCAAGCAGAGAAGAUUGAAGAGUUACAGACCUUUGCCUCUGAGUUAGUCCAAGGUAGCCACUAUGACAUAAACAACAUCAACAACAGAUGCCGCAAUGUCUUGGAGAGACGUGACCGUCUGUGGUCUCAGGCCAACGCCCGACACCGCAAGCUGACCGAGUCCAAGCAGUUGCAUCAGUUCCUGCAGGACAUCUACGAGAUGUUGGCCUGGAUUGCUGAGAAGCUCCAGAUAGCCCAGGACGAGUCUUACCGAGACCCUACCAACCUGCAGGGGAAGAUACAGAAACAUCAGGCAUUUGAGGCUGAGCUGAUGGCUAACAAGGACAGGAUUGAUGCUAUAACACAGGAAGGGACAGACAUGAUCAGUGCCAACCAUUUUGCAGCAGACGAUGUCCAACUGAAGCUCACUCUCAUGGAAGAAAAAUGGCAGCAACUUAUUGCGUCAUCUACAAAGAAAAGAGAUCUGCUGAACGAUGCUUACCAGGCCCAGGUGUUCCAUCGUUCCUUGGAUGACCUCCUGACAUGGCUGACUGAGAUGGAAUCUCAGCUGGCCUCCAAGGAUCUGGGCCGAGACCUGAGCAGUGUCAACAAGCUGCUCAAGAAGCACACGGUCAUGGAAUCCCAGAUGACUGCCCACGAGGAGAAAGUUGCCGAUGCCAAGACCAUGGCAGACUCCUUCCGAGAAGCAAACCAUUUCUUAAAGGAAGAGCUGUCGAAGAAAACUGACCAGAUUUUUGACAGGUAUGAAGCUCUGAGAGAACCACUCCACCUGCGGCGUGACAACCUAGAAGACGCCCUCCUCCUGUACCAGUUCCACCGCGACGUCGAAGAUGAGAUCUCUUGGAUCGGCCAGAAGCAGCCCUGGAUUGCCUCGAAUGACCUGGGCACCAGCCUACAUGCUGUACAGAGCUUGUACAAGAAACAUCAGGCAUUGGAAGCAGAGCUAUCAGCCCAUGAGCCGCUCAUCAGUGCCGUCAUCUCGACGGGCAAACAGCUGAUACAGGGAAACCAUUACGCCAUGGAGGACAUCAACACUGAACUCAGCCAGUUACAAACCAUGUGGUAUCACCUGCAAGAGGCAGCCGAAGACAGGAAGAGGAAACUACUGGAUGCCUUGGAGUCCCAGACGUUUUACUCAGAGGUUCAGGAGGCCCAGUCCUGGAUGAAGGAGAAGCGCCCUCUCUUGACCAGUCCUGACUACGGCAGGGACGAGGAUUCGGUGGCGUCAUUGCUCAAGAGGCUUGAUGCCCUGGAUCUGGACUUGGAGAGCUUCCAGAAGAAUAUCAGCAACCUGAAGAGCCUGAGUAGUGGUCUCAUCACCAGGGGACACUUUGACAGCACAGAUAUUGAAUGCAGACAGAACGAAGUUGAAGCAUCGUACAAGGAGUUACUUGACUUAUCAAGCCAUCGUAGGAAAGCCUUGACAGAUCACAAGCAGCUGUAUGAGUUCUACAGUGAGACUGAGGAGACACUGGAUUGGAUUCAAGACAAAGAAACGCUGGCAUCCUCUGAGGAUUAUGGGAAGGAUCUGGAGCACGUUGAGAUUCUGCAAGUCAAGUUUGGGGACUUCACCCGUGACCUCCUGGCCAACGAGUACCGCAUCACCAACAUUGGCACCAAGAGCCUGCAUCUGGUGGACCAAUCCAUUGGAGAAGAGAAAGAGGUACUAGAACGCUGUCAUCACGCGGAGGAGAUGUGGGAACAACUCAAGGAACUCACCAAUGCCAGGACUGAGGCCCUGGCAGCAGCCAAACUGAUUCACACUUUUGACCGUGACUCGGACGAGACCAGGAGUUGGAUACAAGAGAAAGAGACAUCCGUGUCAUCUGAAGACUACGGACAUGACUUGGCCAGCGUGCAGGCUUUUAUUAGACGACACAACGGACUGGAGAGAGAUCUGGCUGCCCUAGAGGAGCAAGUUGCCUCGGUCUCCACCAACGCUGCCCAUCUCGUAGAGCAAUUCCCCCACGCCUUCGAUCACAUCAGCAGCAAGAACGACACUGUGGUGGAAGCCUGGAACCAGCUCCUGGAGGAAGCUGCCACGCGCAAGGACCGAUUGAUGCAAGCCGAGCAGCUCCAGACCUACUUCAAUGACUACAGGGAGAUGAGUGCCUGGAUGAGUGAGAUGAUGGCCCUAAUCACAACCCACGAGACACCCCACGACGUACGCAGUGCCGAAUCCCUGCUCAGUCGCCAUGCCGAGCACAAGGCUGAGAUUGACGGCAGGACCGACGGCCUGCUGCAGUUUACCAACGCUGGCAAGGAGCUGAUUGACAACGGCCAUUUCCUGUCUGACGAGAUCUCGGAGAAGGUUGAGCAGCUUCAUCAUACCUGGGACGGCCUCCUAGCUGCCUGGCAUGAGAAGCAGGCCCUGUUUGAUACCUACCUGGAUGCUCAGCUCUUCAAGCGAGACCUGGAGCAGGCUGAGACCUGGCUGGCUGCCAGGAACCCUGUACUUGAGGACCAGUCAUUCCUGGAGGAUACUCUGGACAUUGAGGAGAUGAUCAAGAGACAUGAGGACUUUGAAAAGACUAUUGCUGCUCAGGAAGAGAAGUUUGCUGCCCUCAAGAGGCAGACCAAGUGCGAAGAGCAGUCCUAUGGCCACCAGAAGCAACUGGACAACAUCCUGGAGGAAGUGAACAAAGCACCUGGUGGUCUGCAAGGCUUGGUAGCUGAGGAUGUGGAAGCUAUCAGAGAUGAUGAGCACCUACCUGAAUCGCUAGGAGAAGAUGAGAGGGCUGCCCUUGUGGCCCAGAUAGAAGAGGAAUUAAUGGAGGAAGAACUGCAGGAAAAACUACAAGCUGUCCUGCCCGACAACGAAAUGACCCUGGUACCAGAAAAGGUCUUCCCUGUGCAAUCCAGGAGAGCAGAUAUGUCUCCUAGAACCAAGACUGGGUUUUCAACCCCCAAGAGUUCAGUUGCGAAUGGACAUAAAACUGAGAAGCAGACAGGGGUUAGUCCUGUGUUGAGAACUGAGAACCUGAGUGAAGCGGAACUCCUUAGAGACGCGGAACUGCUUAGAGAUGCAAAGAAGCAAUCACCAAGACUUAACAACAACUCAGUGGAUAUCGGCUCUCCAGUUACCUCCAUCGACGAGUUACUGUCUGAAGACGAUGCGGACACAACAGACCUCAUCCAUCAAGCUGAGAUCCUAGAAGAGUCUGCGAGAGUUCCUUCAAAGACCACAGACUCUCACAGACCACAGAUGCCUGCACCCUUAUCAUUUCAACAGAGUGCUGGGCAGCGGACCACAUCAGAGUCGCAAAGCUCUAGGCGAUCAACACCAGAUCCAGGACUUAGCCAAUCAGCCCCCAAUGUCAGCCCACGACACCCGAGUCCAAGAUCAAAGCCUCAGUUUUCUAGGAAUAGAUCUUAUGACUCAGACCUUAGCUCUGACGAGAGCAGCCAGCACAGGACCUCUCCGCGAAGCCCCAGUACUCUCGGGAGGAUACAGCCUGGUUUAACUUCUCCCUCUCAGGGACCCAGGAAACGGCAGACCUCCAAACCCUUCCAUCCUAGUCCUCUCGUCUUAGACAACAACCGCAAUCCUCGACAAAGCCCAAGUAAUCAAAGAACCCAGCCUUCAAGGACAAACACGGCCAUUCUGAACAGCAAUAACAAUCACAAGAGCAGGGAAGCUUACCAGAUUCCCUCGCCGGAGCUUGUUGCUGAUUGGGCGAGAGAUGAGGGGGAGGAGCUACUGACCCCCGACAGCCUAUCAGGCGAUGAGAAUUUGAGUGUGAGCUCAUUGCUUUCCUUACCCGACGAAUCAGAUCCUUCGUUGACAACAAGGCACACCAUUGAGAAAGAUUCCCCGGAGUUGUCUUGGAAAAGUGAUCAGUCAGAUGCCGAGCCACCCCCUCUGCCAGUCUCUGUUCCUCCUCCACUCUUUGAUCUUGAGGACUCCUCCCCAGACGAGGUCGCAUCAUCCUCACAGCCUCCUAGUUCCCCUCCAACUCCCACUCCUCCCCAGAGGCGACGCUCGCGAGCCUCCUCUAUUGAUCACAAGAAGGGAAGCCCAUCAACUCCUCGGCAGCCCGAUCAUCAAAGCAGCACAGUACCCAAACCUCACCCAUCCACAGCCCUCCAUGACCGCCCAUCAGAUCCUCCACUGUUUCCCCCUCAUCCCACUAGACCUGCACCCUCAGAUACUUACCAUGCACCAUCUUCAUCCCCCCGGGUACCCGGUAACCAACAUACCCUCGGUCAUUCCCAGUCACCCAGUUCUCAUCUCAUCCCAAGCACUGUACCCAGUUCCCAUCAAAGACCUCCCAACCAACCCAGGGUAUCCAUCUCCCAACCCAUCCUAUCUGAGCAACACCCAGAACCCGCCCACCCUACCCUACCUCUGCAGCUGCACCCGUCACCCAGGUCCCACACAACCCAACCCCAGCAACCCAAGCGCCCAGCCCCGCCUUCACCCUUACCCCAAGUGGAGUCUUCCCCAAGCCAGCCCCGUCGGGCAGCACCCCAGCUCACACCCAGGACCCAUCAUGAGGUGGACAGGGUCAUCACAGCACAGCCUCCUCCACCCAUCCAACUCACAAAUCUGAUGAAGGGGAGCCACCACCACCACCAGGUGCCUCUCAAGUCCUCGGGCCAAGAUUCCCCCAAGCUCAAGAGGAACAAGAUCUUUGGAGGUCUGUUCAAGAAAAAAUGAUCUGCAGAUGAAGAAACCUCUUCAAAUCUAGACUCCACUGCUAAUCAUUUAUUGAACAUCUCUUGGACCGAUUUCUUGGCACUGCCAAGCAGAAAAUAUUGUUUAGCAUUUUUUUCUGCUUCUAGGCACAAAUCAGCUGAACCCAUCCUGAGCAGCGUACGUUGCAUGACGUUUAACCUUUUUUUUUUCCUAAUCAACUAUUUUCAGUGCUUAGCAAAGUUACGUAUUUAGCACGUUCUUUGAAAUUGGCCUGCGUGUGAUGGUACCGCACGCUACGCUCUGUUGAAUAGUUGACAACUGUGAGUUGCUACGGUCUUGAUGGUGUGGAUGAAGACGAUAUCAAAAAUAAUAUUGAAGUCAUCCGGGCGGUUUUACUGACAUAAUAUUGCAGUCAUCUGGGUACUUGUUCCGAUCACCGUACAAUACGCUGAUUUAUUUUUGAACGUGGAAGCCUUAUAUAAAAAAUAAUAAGUGAUAUAGAAGUCAACUGUAUCAAAAAUGGUAUGCAAACAAAGAUUUUGACAGCUGUUGUACUUGUGUAGGCAUAAUGGAACAUUUGGACCAGCAUCCGAUAAAUAGACUUAAAACCUGUGUUUGAUGUGCACAGUGGUGAUUUAGUUAAAGCCUUUUUAAAAUACCACCAUCAUGGGGUUUAUAGAUCCAUGCCUCCAUCAAUUCGUGCAGUUUGUUUGUACAUUCGAUUGCUGAAAGCCAGAUAUAGCGGAGGUGUGAAAAAUAAUGGACGGGGUUGUCAGUUUCAUCUUAAUUACCUUCCUCCCAGUAUCCUUCGGGAAUUUAUCGCCCACAGAGAAUAGAAUAACACUCUGCCUCCCUUUUUGUCUUCCAUCGAAAGAUGAUGGGUUUCACUGUUACUCAGCUCUGCUAAUGGAUUUUAAGACUGUCGGCACCUUUUGCUUUUAAGGCACAGGUAUUAUAUUUUUGCUUGAAAUAUAUCAGUGUUCAAACAAUACACACAUUUCCGUUGCUGUUAUGGCAAAAAGGUAGGCCGGAGAGUGGCUGCGCAUGAGUUGUUUGUCAUGACGACAAGUAAAUCAAUUCUCACUGUAUGUAGCCAUGCAAUGGCUGCCAGCGUUGCAUGCCUUACCUUGCGAAACUGACCAACAGGCUUUUGAGGCAGACUGCCUUGUUUAUUACGUCCACAUGGUGUUGUGGUGAUGCCAUUACGCUAAUUAACUCGGACGACUUGUUUCAGGAUUCGUCAAGGCUCAUUUAGUUUUGGCUGACACACCGGGGCAGAUGUGUAUAUAGAAAUUUGUACAAAAAUGAACAAUGCCUAUUUAUGACCAUUCUCGGGUUUUUGUCGUAUUU
Molecule: messenger RNA, 14389 nt
Organism: Patiria miniata (bat star)
Lineage: Eukaryota; Metazoa; Echinodermata; Asteroidea; Valvatida; Asterinidae
Product: spectrin alpha chain-like
Biological process (GO): actin cytoskeleton organization
Cellular component (GO): plasma membrane; cell junction; cell projection
Molecular function (GO): actin filament binding
Source: RefSeq, a predicted model, not a curated record